Messenger RNA from Alternaria triticimaculans, 1371 nucleotides. RefSeq lists its product as uncharacterized. Lineage: Eukaryota; Fungi; Ascomycota; Dothideomycetes; Pleosporales; Pleosporaceae. The record is from RefSeq and is a predicted model, not a curated record. Bases 1 to 1371 code for a protein of 456 amino acids. The transcript has 4 exons.
AUGUCUAUCCCCAUCUUCACCAUCUCGAUCUCCAUCAUGAACAAUCUCCUAUCUUCCCCAGCACACUACCUUAGGCGGAUCAGCUGCCCUGUUCUCCCAGCUUACCGCAUGGAUGACCUGAAAGAGCGCGAGCCGUCAAGGGCAGGGGACCUAUACACAGCAGAGAUCGGUCAGACAGUCAACACCAUCAACCAUCAGAGAAACGCGGUCAAGUUGAUCAUGGCGAGAUGGCCCGCCGUAGACCCAGUUCACUACCCAACUAUUCUGGGCGUGAGCCAAAACAACAGUAAGAGUGAGGACGUAAAGGCUGUAGUCAGCAUGGUGAACAUCAUGCAGACCAGCUGGAUCGGCCAGUCCUCUUGGGUCCAAGGCUACAUCAAGGGAGAGACUGAUUGGCACGAUCUCCAAGCCCAUAUCAACAAUCUCAACCGAUUUCGACUCCUGCUCAAGGUACCACAGGAAAAUGAGACUCCCGUGCAGAGGACCGCCCGCCGAGCUCUACAGCGCGCAUACAAGGAGGUAGUCAGGAUUCAUAUCGAGCACACCCAGGCGGGUGAUCUCCAAGCCUACAUCAGUAACCUGAGUCCCCGCGACAGGCAAAAAGCCGGGAGGCUCGAGCAUACGAUCAAGAAGGUUGUCGACACUGUCAAUACUAUGCCGACACAUAAGAUGACGGACCCAGACAAGCGAGAGCCUCGUGACACAAUGAAUCUCGUUACGGCAAGGUACUCGCAGGUCGAUCCGAUACAUUACAGCACAGUUCUCGGAGGCGGGCAGGCGAAUGCCGGACAACUCGAGAGUGCCAUCAAAAAAUCCGUAGAUACCAUUACCUCUAACUGGAUUGGAACUCCCUCGUGGCUUCAAGCUUUUGUCGAGGGCGAGACAUGCUGCUCGGACUAUCAAGUUAUCAUUAACAACCUCCACCGCAUGUCAAAGCUCUUGAAGCUGAUCCCGGAGGGCGAGACGCCUAAGAAUCGCGCAUUACGCCUCACGCGCCGCGAAGCGUACAAGAAAGCUCUGCGCGCCCAUCAAGAACACGUCCGUCUUGGGGUAGAGGCAGAAAUUCAGACAGCAGAGGAUGCGAUAGAAGACUUGUCCACAAAGGACGGCGUGACCCAAGUCAAGCUUCAGGGCGCUCGGGACGAACUCCCUUUCCUGCGGGGUGACCGAGAGGACCUCGUAUCCCAGUACACCUUAGAACCUCUGAAGGCGACACCCGUUUGCCAGAGCUCAGCGAUCAAGUCUCUCGUUCGAAGCUCGCUUGACUUCCCCGACAACAAGGCUCUCGCCUAUGCAGAGUUUAAGUGCGCUGAUUCCAUCCUCUACCUAGGUAUCCUCCAGAACACGCAAACCCACCCGGUUCUCACAUGA